CUGAGCUGAAGGAGCUUCCGAAGAGCCUGGAGGAGGAGAACCGGAGUCCGGCCCGGGACCGGGACACGACCGUCCACAAGGCCGCCAUGUUGUCUCACAGCAGCGCGAGCAGGAAGGACACCCCCGUUCCACUUCCGGUGACGCUGUGGAGACGCGACGUGGUGACGCGACGUGGUGACGUCGUCCUCGAGCGAAUAAGUAAACGAAGUGGUGAAGUGGUGGUGCGCGUGCGCAGUGCCAUUCUCGUACCCUGAGGAAACAAGAUGGAGGUGUUCGUGACCGCUCCGAGGCUCCGCCGCGAGCCUCAAGUGUUCCCCGACGGCUCCGCGGUCCGAGACGUUCUGACCCGGUUCGUCCAGCUGCAGGGUGUCUGCUCUGAGGAUUUCUACGUCAUCAGGAACGGUCGGGUGGAGGACGUGGAGGAUCCUGUGCAACAUGGCGCCGUCUAUAACCUGCAGCCGCGCCUGUGUGGAGGGAAGGGAGGGUUCGGCUCCAUGCUGCGAGCUCUCGGCGCUCAGAUCGAGAAGACGACGAACCGAGAAGCCUGCAGAGAUCUGAGUGGACGACGCCUGAGAGACGUAAACCACGAGAAAGAGAUGGCGGAUUGGCUGAAGAAGCAGGCGGAGCGCGAGGCGGAGAAGGAGCAGCGUCGUCUGGAGCGUCUAAAGAGGAAACUAUCUGAACCCAAACACCAGUUUACAGAUCCCGAAUAUCAGCAGCAGUGUCACGACCUGUUCGAGAGGCUGGAGGACUCGGUGCUGAAAGGUCUGCAGGCGUCCUCCAGUCGCCAGGUGACGCCGGACGACGUCUCGGCUGCAAAGAGACCGAACUGUGAUCAGAGCGAGACGCUGCCGCAGAAGAAGAAGAAGAAGAAGACGACAACGCCGGCAGCAGCAGCUUGUUACUGGACGGGGGUGGACGAGCUGCUGAGCUCAGAGGACGAUGAUGAGGAGUCUUCCUCCAGCUGUGGAGCUGUUACCAUGACGACACACAGGAAGCAGACAGAGCCUGAACAGAGCAGCAGCUCGUCCUCGUCCUCAGAGAACCAGGGUCCACCAGAGACCAGAGCCUCAGAGAACCAGGGUCCACCAGAGACCAGAGCCUCAGAGAACCAGGGUCCACCAGAGACCAGAGUCUCAGAGAACCAGGGUCCACCAGAGACCAGAACCUCUGAGAACCAGGAUCCACCAGAGACCAGAGUCUCAGAGAACCAGGGUCCACCAGAGACCAGAGUCUCAGAGAACCAGGGUCCAGAGAACCAGGGUCCACCAGAGACCAGAGUCUCAGAGAACCAGGGUCCACCAGAGACCAGAACCUCUGAGAACCAGGGUCCACCAGAGACCAGAACCUCUGAGAACCAGGAUCCACCAGAGACCAGAACCUCUGAGAACCAGGGUCCACCAGAGACCAGAACCUCUGAGAACCAGGGUCCACCAGAGACCAGAACCUCUGAGAACCAGGAUCCAGGAACCAGUGGGUCUGAGCAGCAGCCCCGCCCCCGCUCCCUCCAGCCUUUGGACCUGUCGUCGGUGUCGUCCAUCGAUCAGCUGACGUGUCUGGGUCUGGAUGUCCUGAAGGGGGAGCUGAUGUCCCGGGGGUUAAAGUGCGGGGGGUCGCUGACGGAGCGCGCCGCCCGCCUCUUCUCCGUUAAAGGACUGAGCCUGGAUCAGAUCGACCCCGCGCUGCUCGCCAGACCUGGCAAGGCCCGGAGGAAGUGAGGAGGUCAAAGGUCAAGAUGACAAUCAGAUGGUUUUUAGUUUGGAUCAGACGGGAAGUUCUGCAGAGAACCAGGAAGUGUCUGAGUUCGUCGCCUGACGAACAUUAAAUAUCAGGUUUUUAUUUUUCUGAGGUUGUUUUUGUUCCUCAUGUGAACUUUUAUUAAAAUGUCUAAAAACUAAA
Molecule: messenger RNA, 1899 nt
Organism: Scophthalmus maximus (turbot)
Lineage: Eukaryota; Metazoa; Chordata; Actinopteri; Pleuronectiformes; Scophthalmidae
Gene: sde2
Product: SDE2 telomere maintenance homolog (S. pombe)
Exons: 9
Coding region: 264-1718 (484 amino acids)
Cellular component (GO): nucleus
Source: RefSeq, a predicted model, not a curated record